AUGCUUUCUUCGCACCUCCCCCUCUCGUUGUUAUUGUUGUUCCUUUCCCUCUCCUCCACCUCUGUCAUCAAUGCAGCCACCGUUUUCUCCUCGUCUCUGAAGACGUGUCAGAGUCAAUGCGAAGAACGAAACUUGGUGAGUCGGUUCGAUUGGAGCGCAUUUUCAUGUCCGGGAAACGAUUGCAGGCGUAUCCGCUGGAUCCGGGGGAGACGCACUGGACGAGCCUCGCACAAUACAACUACUCGAGCCGGAUAUUAUCAGUGAGACUUUGAAUGGUUGUGUGAGUUGAACCGCAGAGUGUUUAGUGUAGACACGGAUGCGAAGACGUGGACGAACGAGAAUCCAAGUGCAACGUCAAGUGCUCGGAAGCCGGGAUUGUGACGACCGCCUGUGAGCAAGGAUGUCGGGCGGUGCUCGUUUCGUUUUUGGCUCAAGCCCAGACACUUCUCGUCCAAACACACGUCAACAUGGAAGUGCUGGAGACGGCGAUGAAGUUGAAGUGGGAGUUCCCGGACGCUCUCGCAGAAGAUCUCAAGGAAAUAGCGACCGCCGACAUCUUCUGGUUCUGCCAAACGCGUCCACUGAACGGCGUGCUCGGCUGGAGAUGGACUUCCCUUCCGCACGGAUCCUUCCGCAACUCCUCGUUGUCUUCGGAGGUGCACGUUCCGUUCGAGCACGGAGAACACGUGGAAGUGCGUCUGGCGCUCUCCUACCGUAGUCAGGUCCUCGUUUCUCGGACGACCACCUACCAUUUACCACUUGCAAAGGCGGGCACAAGUCUGGAAGUGAUCGGCCAGUUGCAGCUUUCCGAUGAUCGAGUGGCGGUCUGCUACAAGACAAAUCAGCCUACGGUACGCCGUUUCAAUGUCGAAUAAUAUUCUGAAAGGUUACAGCCCAAAUUCAAAUUGACCGUGAUGACAUUGGACGACAAUACAAUCAACACGGAGGAGUCCAUCUCGAGAUGCCAUUUAUUCUCGAACCUUCCCAAAGACAACUGCUGCAAAGCCACCAUUUCGGCCAUUGACGAGCACGGAGCGACCACUGCCUUCGUGGAGAUUCCUCUGGAUUUCUUUGUGAAUCAGGGUGAGUUCACGCUCCGAAUAGGCCUGAAAUCAUUUCCAUUUCAGUGGAAGUGGAACUCAUUUCCGCUGCCUCCUCCCGUCUCAUCUUCUCAAACGGAUCUCAUUUGCUCGAGAGCGAAGAGCUCGAUCAGUAUGCUCUGGCCGAUGCGGCUACCGUAAUCCCGUUCCCUCUUCCAACCGAAGACGCAAUCACCGCAAUCGCCGGAAUAUGCGACAACACUCUAGCAAUCGGAAGCUCCAAAGGAUCCCUCUGGACGUUCCAAAUGUCUGCGAAUCAGACCGAUGAAGAUCAGCCGUCUACAGUAAUCCAACUGAAGACUGUGGGCGAGAUGGACACGAAGAUCACUCAAAUCGAGAUAGAUCACAUCCAGCGCACACUCUACGCUGUCCAACACGACAAAGGGAUACUGAGGUGCAAACUGAGGACGAUGGAGUCGGAAGAGACUCCGAAUUGUGUGCUCAUUGUGCACAAUGACGCGUUGAAUCCGCCCAAAGAGAUAACGAUUGAUCCCGUGAAUGGGUAAGAUUAGUGUUGGAAAGAAAACGAUCACUGAUUGGGAUUUAGUCACAUGUACUCUCUGCACGUGGACAACAAAGUGUACAGAACCGAAAUGAUUGCAUUCAACGCCACCGGAAUAGAGACUGUGGCCAGUGUUCAAUACCUCAAAGGUCAGAGAAAGUUGUCAUUAAAACUAAGGAAGAUCUUUGCAGAUAUGUCACCAUCAAACGGAAUUUUCUUCGAUAUUUCCAAGUUUCUGCUCUACUCAGCCCUUCAAAAUGGCACCAUGAUGACUCUGAACCCAGUAACGGACCAGCCGCACAUCUUCCGAGAGUCCGGUUAUUCGGAUGUGCAGCACUUUCGGAUAAAAAGCGAUUUGAUCUACUGGACGAAGGGAAAGUGUGGCGAGACGGAGGCCGACGAGAACUGCAUUUUCACAGAGACACUGCAAAGGGCGAGGAGAACAUUCCGAACAAGUAAGCGCCGCCUUAUCUUUCCGUCUCUAUUCUCUCUGCUCACUCCUAUCACUGCUCCCAAGCGGCUCAUUCAGAGAGCGGUGAGAUGGCCGAGUGGUCUAAGGCGCUGGUUUUAGGCACCAGUCCCUCCGGGGGCGUGGGUUCGAAUCCCACUCUCAUCAAUCCGUUUUGAACUUUGCAGAUUCACCUACUCGAGUGCGCUCAUGUCCUACGGCUUCUUGGAAGAGAUCCUUCUGAAGCCACGCAUCCCUCCUGUCGCGUCUAUCGCACUCCUAGUCUCCGACAAGGCCGGAGUAGUGUCUUGGAGCGAGACGAGUACUCUUCCGUUCCAAGCACAAGGAAGUUUUUGGAGAAACACCACCUACUUUCUGAAAAUAACUGCACCAGAAGUUGCUGAUUUUUCUCCAAAAGAGAUUUACACUACCAACAACAAUGUGGCAAGUUAUUCUUCUUUUUCAGAAAAAAAACAAUAUUUAAAAGAUCAUUUUUUAGAGAAUCGACAUAUCACCCGGAAAACAGUACAAUGUGCAGGUGCAAGUGUGCAGCGAAGACUUCUGCUCUUCCCCAACUUCCACUUCCAACACGGCUUUCCCGGAUUUAGAGAACAGUAACUUUGCGAAAUUAUGUUUCCGGCCCAGUUUCUACAUUUCAGCAAUCCCAUUCAUCUUCACAAAGAAGCAGGCAGACGACGUCGUCUCCGUUGACAUGUUGGGGGAUGUGGUGGCGACGGACGAAACGGUCAGAAGCCUCGAUAAGAUGCAAUAUCCGCACGUACUGGAUAACACCACCAAGACUGUCUACUUGGCCGGAGACCAUUCCGUAAGUUGUGCAUUUCUGAGGCCUCCAACACUUUCACUUUCUUUUUCUUCAGAUGGGAAUAUUCAAAAAAGAUCUGGAUGACGUGUCUGGCACUCCAAAGCCAUUCAAAGACGGCCUUUUCGUGGAAAUGAUGUCUAUUAUGCCGUCCCGAUCCACGAUUCUCAUUGCCUCCUCGUACAAAAUCGUCUCUUACAGACUUCCCACAACGUUCGAUUACGAGUAAAUUGUCGAGUGCCAACGAAGACUCUCUUUUUUCUGUCAUUCAGAUACUAUUCGUGCGAAGAGCCGCUCGAAGAUUGUGCAGAAGUGAUGGGAAUUUCGAGUGACGACACAACUGGCAUGGUCUAUUUUCUGACGCAGGCGAGAAACGGAACUGUCAAUCUGUGGGAGUCGGAGGCGGAUAACCGAGAGCCGAGGAGUAUUGCGAGUGCCGCUUCAAUUGUACCGUUAGUUCAAUUGCCUCUGGUCCUUUGAUAGUGUUCGUUCAGAUUCCGUCGAUUCUUGAUCGUGCACGAUAAAAUGAUUCUGGUCGCCAAGACCAAUCACAUUGUUCAAAUCGACAAAGACUUGGAAGUGUCGAAUGUGGCGUCGGAGCUGGAGAGAGUGGAUCGGAUCCUUCCCCUUCGGUACACUGCCAUCUCGCACAAGAUCGAGUUCACGGACGAGAUUAAGUUUGCGGAAGGCAGUAAAACCGACCUGCAAUGGACAGUUUCGCCUCCUUCCGAAGCGGGAACGGUACUCUUCAAAGUGUCCAUCUACCGAGACAAAAUGGGAGUCGAUGCGCCGAUAAUUGCGAUGCAAAGUGACACGAACUUCACAAUUCCAUCGGAAGUACUGGAGGCGUGGAGCAGUGCGCAACGCUUCGACGUCUCCAUCCAAGCGAUCACUCCGUGGGCCUCGGCGGUCUUGAACAGAACCGGUCUGACGGCUCCAGUCAAGCCGCCGACUCCGCCCACACAGCUCGGAAUCUACGCGACCCAACAGAAGACUGUGGAUGGUCCCCGAGCGCUCAUCUCUUUCUUCUGGGCACCGCCGGCGGAAUGGAAUGGCACGCCUUAUCAAUACAUUGUCAACUGCACGAAAGACGACGGUAGUUGGAUCGGAGGACCGGUCACCACCUCUCAGUCGCACUACUCGUUCGCCGUGAAAUCGGGAAAAGUGUCCUGCCAGGCGGCCGCCGCGAACGAACCCACGAACAUCGGAGCGUUUUCCGAAUUGAUCACCAUCGACAGUUCGGGUAGGUUAUCUGUGAAUGCAUCGAGUGCCAGUCAAGCAAGUGUUCAGAACUGAAACCUCUUGUGAAACUGUUCGCAAUCGAUUCCACCAACUCGCUCAUUUCGAUCAACGAUCUGGCACACGAAGAGCCGAGAAGAGAGACGAGACAAGUGGCACUGCCGCUGAGAGUAAGUGUUUAGAUACGAAGCGAUGAUUGCUCAAUUUGCUCUUCAGUUGGAAUAUCAAGCCAUGGCGUUCAUCGGAGAAGACUUGUACGCCGUGAGAAAGGAAGGAGAUUCAGCCGCUCAGCCGGUUUUGGUUCAAAUUGACACGAAUCACAUUGAUAACACGGUUCAUAAAGUGGGAACUCCAUUUUCGUUCUGUUCCAAGUGGACAGUCGAAUUGUUGCAGGUUUCGAUCGGCGGCGACGUGACGAGAAUCGAUGCGAUGACGUCCGAUUGGGUCGGCAACCGUCUGAUCUUCGUCGCGGGCACCAAUCUUUAUCAGUUGUCUUUGGAGCCAUUUCUAUCCACUUCUCUUCUGAAUCCACAGAAACUCAUUCAACUGACGGCGGCGACAGAUGCGAAACAACUGACUUAUGACCCGUUUAUGAAGUAGGAAAGGUAGAAGUUGGCGGAUAGAAAUUUCAUCGUUUUUCUUUCAGCACAGCCUAUCUGCUCACAAAGAACGGAUCGCUGUUUGCCCUCGAUUUGAACAAGAAGACAGAAGAGAACCUCGCCCUGACCGUUUCUUGUUUGGCCAGUCAAACAGUCACUUGGAUGAUGACCGAGUUCGCAUGGAAUCGAGCAUCCUCUCCGAAGAUCUACGCCCUGACCUGGAACGGACUGAUAUACGUGGAUCUGGCCGAAGACUUUCAGUGCAACGAGGUCCGAAUCGACUGGGCAAAGUUCGGAGAGAAGGGUCUCAAGUCAAUCUCCUCUUUUGCUAUCGCCGAUAAACUAUUCGCCUUCGUGACAUCGUCGGAAAUGCUCAUCUACGGAAGGGAUACGGUCACUCCUAUUCCGAUCGCCAACCCUCCGCUCAAACAGAUUCUGGCCGUCAGUCAGAGCAGUCAACCGUACCCGGACAGGUCUUGUUUCGAGCUUCCCUCCUCCAAAGGAAUCGUAUUCUCGAUUGUGAACGAAGGAAAGACGGGCGCUCUUCUGGAGGUCACCAAGAGUUCGUCGUCGUCCGCUUGUCAAGACGUGAGCAUGCCACAGACUCAGUACGAAAUAUACUUCGCUCGAAAGAACACGGACAAAGUGAAACAUGUGCGAAGUUUCUCCGAUCGAAUCCACGUGGAGAAUGGGAUUCUCGACAAGGAGACGGACUACGACGUCACUGUGACGUGGCUGAACAGAUAUUCGCCGGCGAGUGGCGUCUCUGCUUCGAAAUCAUUUCGCACUGGCUUCGGAUAUCCCUCCGCUCCCCGGGAUCCUCACGCCAUUCCGGUCACUCCCGACACCGUCUAUCUCUAUUGGAGUUUGCCCGAAACUCUGAAUGCUCCGAUCUCAGAAAUCAAGUACAAGAUCUCGCAGCAGGCGGCCGGAAUUGCAGUGCCCACUUCGAUUGCAGUCAUUCCACUGUCAGAGACUGUCUCCUCGAACGUUUCUUCCGAUACUGCGGCCUGUCUCAUUAAUCCGUGUCGGGUGAAGAUUGCCAAUUUGAGGCCCUCAAACGAGUACAAGUUCUGGGUGACAGCCACUCACAUCUCGCAUCUGGACGCGACCACAAUCCUCAAGGACGACGACGCCGUCUCUCCAGAAGCUAGUGCUCGUACCUUGGACGUGCCCGGCACACUCCGACCUGACAACGUGACCGGCUCUUCUCUGCUGCUACGAUGGAAUGGUCUGCAGCCGGAGCAUCGUCCAAGUUCCAUUGCGAUCCAGUACAAAGAGACGGGCAGCGUGAACAACGAGUGGCAGACGCCAUCGAAUGCCACGUUCGAGCCGGAUGUGGUCACCGAACUCAUACUCGUUGGCAAUCUUCUGUCCGCCACGUCGUACGACUAUCGAUUCGUGGCCACUUACACCGGCACCUAUAUCAUUGACGGAAAAGUGCUGGCGUUCAAGGAAGACUACCUGCAACUGACGCAGCAAGUGCGGACGAAGGCAGGAGUUCCGACGGCUCCGCAAUGUGUUGAAGCGCGGCAGGACGAGGAGGGUUGGAUUGUGACGUGGAAAGAGCCGAUGAGCGACGGAGGGUCCCCGAUCACGAGCUACGCCGUCGAGACGAGAAUCAACAAGACGGCCGAGUGGGAGAUUGCCGAACGGGGACUGGACGGAUGGAAGACGUGGUGGAGGCCCGGAAAGUCGGAGAGCUCUUCCAGUCCGUCGUCCUCUUCGAUGGAAGUGUCCGAGUUUCGGAUAAGAGCAGCGAACAUCGAAGGGUUCGGAGCGUACGCGUACACGGAGGAAAAGAAGGAAGAGAAGGAGGAAGAGCCGAGUGCAGUCCUCCCGUAUCUCUUGUUCCUCUCCAUCUUCCUGCUCAUUGCUGCUAUGCUCUUGGUCGCAUGCUUUUGGUGUAAGUUUGGCGGCCGUUUGAACGUUCAGAAGUAGCCAGCCAAUUCAGUGAAAUCUCGUCGCCGACAACAGCUGAAGAAGCGAGAAGCUGAGGACGAACGGAACUGCAUCAGUCUGGACGUCGUGGCGAAUCUCGACUUCUCCUCUCAACAGACCCUUCCUCCAGAGUACAACAGUGAGCUCAGAAGUGGGAAAGACUGUCUCCGAUGACUCUUCCCGAUGAUAUGUCUUUGUAGACUUGCCCAUUAUCAGUAAAGACGACGUGACGUUCGGAGCACGACUCAGUUUGUGCUCUUACGGAUUCGUGCACGAUGGGAUCGCCGAAGAAGUGCCUCUGAGCUGGGAGAAGAAAGUGAGAGUGGCGAUCAAGAGUCUGAAGUCGGAUCCGACGUUCCAGGACAGAAUGAUGUUCAUGAAAGAGGCGAUCCUUUUGAAGUAUUUCAUCACUUUUUGACUUUUCCUUCUCAACUUCAGUUUCAGCAACUUGGAUCAUCCGAAUAUCGUAAAAGAGCUGGGAGUGUGUCUCACUCCGGGCAAAGAGUUUUUAUUGUUGGAAUUCAUGGAAGGAGGCAAUCUGCUCACUUUCCUCAAGGCUUCGUAAGUUCUAAUUCUUCUCAUCACACUCAAAACUAUAAAUUUUCAUUUUUUAGAGUGCCCACCGAAAACCAGUGCUCCGAUUUGUGUUUGCGAGACCUGCUGGCCAUCUCCGUUGACAUUGCCCGCGGCAUGAACUACCUCGAGAGGUAAGUGAGAGAGCGCUGUUAUCUAUGCACUGGUGACCCUCUCGGCCCGUGCUUCCGUAGCGCAGUAGGCAGCGCGUCAGUCUCAUAAUCUGAAGGUCGUGAGUUCGAGCCUCACCGGGAGCAAUUUUUUUUUUUGCAGACUUCCACACGUUCACAAAAACCUUUCGGCUAGAAAGUGUCUCCUGGUUGGCCGACCUGGAGUCGCAAAACUUGAGAUGGGAACGGCACGAGAGUUGAGCAAUGGUGCCAUGAAUCGAGCGGAUUUGGAUAACUCGGAUAAUGUUCGAUGGAUGGCGCCUGAGAUUCUGAAGGACUUCCAAUUCACUUCCAAGAGUGACGUGUGGGCGUUCGGUGUUCUCCUCCACGAGGUGUUCUCUUUGGGAGAAUCUCCGUACGGAGAUACGGAAAACCGAAAGAUAAUAACGGAUGUUCGGAACGGAAGAGUCCUUCCGAAACCAGUUUAUUGUCCGGAUCGACUCUACAAACUGAUGCAGCAAUGUUGGGCGUUCGACAUGUCGAAAAGACCGAACUUUGCCACAAUUCUCAAAAUUUUUGAGUCUUUCCGUGAAAGACUAGAAUUCCAGGUAUUUCCGAUUUUUAGGCUUCCAAAGUGAUUAUCAAAAAUGUGCAGGAUGAUAAACGACUCCAGUAUCAAGAUGGAACUUGCAAUGUAAACUUUGACAUUUCCCAUGACAGCACGUCCAGUGAAAGAGGCGGAGACUUCAGAGAACCACCCUCUCCUUCCCACUUGAACAAGAGUUUCGGAGGUUUCGAACAUCCUUACGGUAGCAUCAGGCACCCAGAAGUACAAAACAAAAUGAGAUUUUUAAGAGGGCGACCGACCCGCUGCCAUGUGGAAUCCGACGGGCGGCAGGAAUUCCGCAAAGACAAGUCUUGGGCGAUCGCUUCGAAAGGAAAAGUUCCGGAACGCAGUGCAUUCUCUCGAUGAUUUGGCGGCGAGGAGUCAGCGUCCGUUGAGCGUCAACUCUACAGACACAGCUUCGACGGAAUACGGCGGAGGUGAGGCUACUAUGAUGUCGCCAUCAUUUUCUUUUUGAAAAACUACACGCAUUCACCUUUUUCUGCGAUUUUUUUAUCCAAAAAACACGUUAGUUGCGAAUGCCUUCCCGAUUAAGCCCCGCCCACCCCGCACGCAAAACUUAGCGGGCGGCGGAACCCGCGAGACGUCGGCUGCUGCGCGCAAUCACCUCUCGGCCGCGUCAUAGAAGCGGUAAGGCCAGUGAAGACAUGAAUUACCGUCUGAUGACUAGUGACGCUACUUAAGGCUGUAAACCAGAGGCCGACACACAAAUUUUUUGGGAAUUCUGAAUUUAAUUUCAGCCUCAUCAGCAAUGCAUUCGCCGAGUUCGUCGAACCGCGCUCCAAGUCAUUACGAAGUGCCGAUGAGCCGUUUGAGUGCGGCUCCGGCUAUUGGAAUUGUGAACGACGGCUUCGAGAGCAGCAACCAUCGUUGA
This is a messenger RNA of Caenorhabditis sp. 36 PRJEB53466, 8831 nucleotides long. Lineage: Eukaryota; Metazoa; Nematoda; Chromadorea; Rhabditida; Rhabditidae. The record is from the annotation of a GenBank genome assembly.